CGCACGACGCUUCUUCGCACCACCUCAUCUGAUCAACGUGCGGGUCAGACAGCAUUACUAGACGACGUGAACCAGCGCCUGGCGCCGCCAACACAUUCCCGACGUCGACUCCCAAUAGCCGGGAUCAUCCAGUCUUUCACCUCGAAGACGACAUACCUGCCCUGUACAAACGCCCGCUUCCAUCUCGCGAUCACAAGUCAUCAUGGCAGCACGAAAACUGCAGCAAGAAGUGGAGAAGUGCUUCAAGAAGGUGGCAGAAGGCGUGGCCGAAUUCGAGGCCAUCUACGAGAAGAUUGAACAGUCCAAUAACCUCUCCCAAAAAGAGAAGUUGGAAGACAACCUGAAGCGCGAGAUCAAGAAGCUGCAGCGGAUGCGAGAUCAGAUCAAGACAUGGGCCGCAAGCAACGACAUCAAGGACAAGGGUCCUUUACUCGAGCAUCGCAAGCUGAUUGAGACGCAAAUGGAACGCUUCAAAGCUGUUGAAAAGGCCAUGAAGACGAAAGCCUACUCCAAAGAAGGGUUGGCUUCGUCUCAGAAGCUCGAUCCAGCAGAACAAGCCAGAGCCGAAGCUGGCGAGUUUCUUGGGAACCAGGUGGACGAGUUGGAACUGCAAAUCGAGACGCUCGAGGCCGAGUCCGAAUCCAUACAAGCCACGAUGAAGAAGGGGAAGAGUCAGGGUGCCAAGGCAGAUCGUAUCGCCGAGAUUGACCGCAUCAUAGAGCGACAUAAGUGGCAUCAAGGCAAGCUCGAGCUGAUCCGGCGCUCACUCGAGAACGGGGGCAUCGAUACCGAACAGGUGACCGACUUGGAGGAAACGAUCCGCUACUACGUCACCGACAGCUUGACUGACGACUUUAUCGAAGAUGAAGAAAUGUACGACGAACUCAACCUGGACGAGGAAGAAGGCGUGUUCGGCGUGCCGCAGGAGGACAAGGGUUCGUCACAAGACAACGCAUCACUGGCAGAAGAGGCGACGCCAGAACCCGAGGUUGUCAAGCCUGUGACUGUAGCCAAGGCGAAACAGGUAGCAGAAGUUGCAGCGGCAUCAGCGCGACGACCAAGUGCGCAGGUGAAAUCACCACUGCCUGCUUUAGCCACUUUACAUACACCUCUGGCAACGAUUAGUAAUGGUACGUCUUCAGGGCCAGUCAUGAAGCCAGCUUCCGUCCCGGCAAGGCCAGCCGAGGGACUCAAGUACGCAUCUGCGGCUGCUGCGGCUGCUGCGAACGAUAAGAUCGGCAUCGCACCAUUGCCGCCUCCACCAGGCAUGUCGCCGUCACCUGUUGUGCUGUCGACGGUGCAAGCCAAGACGGGCGCAGCGAGCGCGACGAGCUCACCAGCGACAACGGCAGCGCAGCCAGCUGCUGUGGAGAAGACGGAACCCAAGGCGCCGGCACCCGCCUCUUCGAGCAGUGCGACCGAGGCCCUUACAGCCACCACACGGGCGACGCCUGCUCCCGCAAAGGCGGAGAAGAGCAAGGCUGCGAGCAAAGCAGCAACGGCAGUGGAACCCGUGGAGCCUGUUCGAAGCAAGCGACAGCAGCGCAAGCUUGCCGAACAAGCGGAGGCCGAAGCUCGGACGACGGCGCGUGCCAACGGAACGGCGCACAGCAAGACGACCCAGGAGGAACACGAAGAGGAGUCCAUUUAUCACCUGCCUGCCUCGCUCCAGGAUCUCGUCGAGUCCUUCGAAGUGACGCGCAAGAAGCCUGCGAGCCUGUCGUCGCCGGCGACGUUGCGCAUGCUGCAGACCAGCCAGGCUACAUGCCCUGACCCGCUGGACUCGGAGGUCCCUAGAACAUAUCGACCGGACGUGCGGGUCCCUGCCACCGGAACAGGGUUUCCUCAGGAGCCCCUCGCCCUGCUGGACGACCCCCGGCUAUACCAACGCAUCGAGCCAGACACGCUUUUCUAUGUGUUUUACUACAAGCAGGGAACACCGCAGCAGUACCUCGCAGCCAAAGCGCUGAAGGACCAGAGCUGGAGGUUCCACAAGCAAUACCAGACUUGGUUUCAACGACACGAGGAGCCGAAGAGUAUCACAGAAGAGUUUGAGCAGGGCACUUACCGUUUCUUUGACUACGAAUCCACAUGGAUGAACCGACGGAAGGCCGACUUCAAGUUUGCCUACAAGUUCCUCGAGGACGAUGUAUGAGUAUCAGCACAUGGAAAAUGUUUUACGGACGCAGGUUGGUACCGCGGGCCAAGGAUCUCUCUGGGUCGAGAGCCUUGGGAAUCGGCGUUGCGUUGCCUUUCUUGCUUUCGGACACGUGGUCGGCGACGAGGGAUCGUCUCGAGGACCAUUACUGGUACGGCAGGCUGGCUGACAGGACUGUGUGCACAAUUAUGCUUGCCGUCUGGCCGAUUUGGCCUGCGUGACAGCGAUCGCUACAGCGAGGUAGUUGUAGGCUACUAGAGCUUGGUUUAUUAUUGUAUUACG
This is a messenger RNA of Verticillium dahliae VdLs.17, 2440 nucleotides long. RefSeq names its product CCR4-NOT transcription complex subunit 3. Gene Ontology annotation, biological process: regulation of DNA-templated transcription; nuclear-transcribed mRNA poly(A) tail shortening. The transcript has 3 exons. Gene Ontology annotation, cellular component: CCR4-NOT core complex; nucleus; P-body. Bases 203 to 2155 code for a protein of 650 amino acids. The record is from RefSeq and is a predicted model, not a curated record. NCBI's taxonomy places the organism in Eukaryota, Fungi, Ascomycota, Sordariomycetes, Glomerellales, Plectosphaerellaceae.